Messenger RNA from Panicum hallii, 924 nucleotides. Its product is annotated as (S)-beta-bisabolene synthase-like. Gene Ontology annotation, molecular function: terpene synthase activity; magnesium ion binding. Lineage: Eukaryota; Viridiplantae; Streptophyta; Magnoliopsida; Poales; Poaceae. The transcript is spliced from 4 exons. The coding region runs from base 1 to 924 and encodes 307 amino acids. The record is from RefSeq and is a predicted model, not a curated record.
AUGGCUGCGAGCAACGAUAUUGUUGCUAACAAGGAGGCCAUCAGUGCCUUUGAACCCAGUUUGUGGGGCGAUUUCUUUGCGACCUAUACUUCUCCCUUACAGCAGAGGUCGGAGGAGUGGAUGCGAGAGAGGAGGGAUAAACUUAAUGGGGAAGUAGGGCGGAUGUUUGAGGCUGCAAAGGCCAUGAGCAUGGCCGACACGGUGAAGUUGGUGGACACGCUUGAACGCCUUGGUAUAGAUAACCAUUUCAUCAAGGAGAUCGACGAGGCCUUAUGUCGUGUCCACGAUGAGGAGUUGGACUUUGGCAACUCCAAUGACCUGCAUGUGGUUGCCCUCCGGUUUCGUCUCCUUAGGCAACAUGGAUUUUGGGUAUCUGCAGAUGUAUUUGACAAAUUCAGAGAUGGCACCGGUAGUUUCAACAUGAAUUUAAGCAAUGACCCAAGGGGCCUGCUUAGCUUGUACAAUGCUGCUCACAUGGCGGUCCCUGGUGAGAUGGUCCUAGAUGAUGCUAUCACCUUCACUAGGCGCCACCUUGAGGUUGCAAAAAGCAAGCUUAGGUCUCCCAUGGAGGAACAGGUUUCCCGCAGCCUUGAGAUUCCGCUCCCUCGAUUGAUGUGGCAAAUAGAGGCCGUGCAUUAUAUCACUGAGUACGAGAAAGAAGAUGAAUACGACGCCAUGAUUCUCGAGCUCUCGAGGCUGAACCUCAACCUUCUUAGGAGUGUCCAUCUCAAGGAGCUCAAGCCCUCUCACUGUAAAUGGUGGAGGGAUCUCUAUGACAAUGUGAAGCUAACCUACGCUCGGGAUCGAAUCGUGGAGUGCUACUUCUACAGCAUCACAGUGUUCCACGGGGAGGAAAGCUCUGUUGCGCGAAUCAUACUUGCCAAGUUGUACGCGUUGUUAGUCUUGUUUGCGUGCUACCUUUGA